Molecule: messenger RNA, 1992 nt
Organism: Haplochromis burtoni (Burton's mouthbrooder)
Lineage: Eukaryota; Metazoa; Chordata; Actinopteri; Cichliformes; Cichlidae
Gene: fam177a1a
Product: family with sequence similarity 177 member A1
Exons: 5
Coding region: 66-710 (214 amino acids)
Source: RefSeq, a predicted model, not a curated record
AUUUGUUUUUCCUGACGAUAAUAGGAAGUAGCCCUCAGAAACACGGUGAGGUGUAAGUAGGUGUAAUGGCAGAUUUGUCGUUGUAUUUGGCGAAUGUCAAUGUUACAUUGGGACAAACUAUGGAAACUGAAAAGAGUACAGGAGGGGAAGCAGAAUUUGAUACUGUGGAGAUGGGGGACCCCGUGGGAACGCCAAGGAAGGUGAAGGUUCCUCGCAGAACCAUUUACUUUGCCAAUGGAGAGACCAUGGAGGAGUACAGCACUGAUGAAGAGGAGGAAGAGGAGCAGACUGCAAAGAAAGAAGUUAUUUCUGUAGAUCCGUCCAAACUGACCUGGGGUCCUUACUUCUGGUUCCAAAUGUGGAGGAUGGCCACCUCCACUGUAUCAGUAUGUGACUACAUGGGAGAGAAACUGGCCUCUCUCUUUGGCAUCACUACACCUAAGUACCAGUAUGCCAUAGAUGAGUACUACCGUAUAAAGAAAGAGGAGGAGGAAGAGGAGGAGGAGAAUCGUCUGGCAGAGGAGGCGGAGCAUCGGUUUGGGGAGCAACAGAGAGGCAAGCGGGGCGAUCCCACAGCUCCUCGUCUGGCUACGGUGGAGCAGCCUGAGGUGUCUCCGGCCUCCUUUGUUAACAUCAGCUUCGAGCUCGAACCUGAGCCUCCUCUCAGCAACCAAGACCCCAACAGAGUCCCGUCUCCUCUCCCCUCCUGAAGAGUGACGGUGGCAAACAGAAACCUCCAAAACACACACACACUUCUGUUAGCUGACAACCCGUUAAUCUACCCAGCUAUGUAAACUAAUAGUUUUGUUAUUUUUUUUACAUUUUUUUUUAUUUUAUAAAGGAAGAUCUUGGAGUGCAGGGAAACAUAAAAAGGGCUGGAGAUGGCUGCACUAGCCUGACUUGUGAAUGUAUAUCUGUGUAUGGCAGGGACUGAUAUAUGUACUUAGGCUGUUAAACAGGGUCUAGGUUCAGCUCACUUUAAAAUGAUGAAGUAGAUCCUCAAGGCAACAGUCAAUUAUUAAUUACAGACUGGUGUGAAAAUCCAUCCAGAACUGAACAAAAAUAAGAGAGAGAGUUGGUCCUACCCCCUCUGCUAAACAGAAACACGUUAUGUUAUAGUUGUUGCCUCACUGAUAUGCCAAUGAAGAGAUUGAGUAGUUUUGCACUCUUAUCCAGUUCAGCCUGUCUUUGCUGCACUGUCAUCUCUGGACAGGCUUCAGAAAAAGCCUUAACAUGUUUAUAGAAGACAAACCGAUAGACCUUGUAUAUUAACUUAUAUAUUCUUAUAGGACUGUGUAUUAAUAUUUUGGGUUUUCAAGGUUAGAAGUAGUUACAAAAUGAAGACUAAAGCGUUUCAGUACAUGUUAUAUAGUCUGUUAAUCAGUCUCUUAGAUGUUUAUGAGUGAAUCGUGACCCUUCACCUUUGCAUGCUUACCUCAUUCAUACUUGAUCUUUCCUGCCGCGGUGUUUUGAUUCAUAAAAGAUGCUCGGUGUAAAAAUAAAAAACGUCAAAUUUGUGCACAUAGCUCUGUUUACACACCUGUGUUGUUUUGGUGUGAGAUGCCCAAUUUUCGAGGUAUCUGAUGCAAAGAUUUCUGCCUCUCUGACGUUACUGCCGAACCGCCAACCAUAACUCUCCAGUUACCCGUCACCAGAGGCUCAAGAUAGCGUGAAAUGUAAAUGCUCUCAGCUGAGCAGUACCAAGCUGGCUGAGCUCAGCUGCACUGUUAUUUUCACUGGCGAAUGUAGAAAGUACAAAGAAAAAGAGUUCCUAAAUGAAACAGCUUGCAUUUCAUCCUGGGUUUUUUAAUGUUUUUGUGAUUUGAUCAUCAUGAGAGGAGCGUCGUUUUAGUUCUUUAUAUAAAAGAGAAGGAAGACAUUUCUACAGUCUUAAACAGCAAUUUAUAAAAAGCCAGACAGAUCAGAGGAGUAAUCCAAAUGAUUUGGGGGUAAACUGGCCCUUUAAGGAGGCACCUGCGCUGUUCACAUAUA